Sparassis crispa is the source of this 462-nucleotide messenger RNA. RefSeq lists its product as hypothetical. Bases 1 to 462 code for a protein of 153 amino acids. Lineage: Eukaryota; Fungi; Basidiomycota; Agaricomycetes; Polyporales; Sparassidaceae. The transcript is spliced from 2 exons. The record is from RefSeq and is a predicted model, not a curated record.
AUGUUCGCGCUGAAAACCAUUUUACUUGCGUUGGUCUUCUCUUUCGCGGCCCACGUCAUCGCGUAUCCUAUGCCUAUGCCUCUACGCCGCACGCUCGCUAACCGCCUUGCCCCGAUGGAGGUUAUUCCCGCUUACAUCAAACGUGCCGACGUCAACACGAACAUUAUCCCUGCCGAAGUUCCUACCAUGGCGCCACAAGGUGUCAUCGAGGAAUACAGCAACCAGAAGCGUGCGGACUUCCAUGUGACGAGAGAUGACAUCUCUGCUCGCAUCGCCAUUAAGCAUUCUCUUCACGAGCGCGCUGACCUCAACGUUAUCCCUGCCGAAGUCCCCACGAUGGCUCCUGCGAGUGUACUCGAGGAAUACCACAACAAGCGCCAAAUUUUGAACACCAUUCCGGCUGAGGUACCUACGAUGUCCCCUACAGGUGUGUUGGAGGAGUUCUUCAAUGGGCCUGCGUAA